AUGAAGUUCAACAGUCAAAUAUCAGGAUCAAUGAUUCUGAAGGAAGUCAGCAACAUAACAGUCUUCCUCAUUGCCAGGAGGCACGCGGUGCUCAUAAGAGCAGCGCAGCGGGACAGGAAGAGACUGGACGUCCAUCACCACCAUCACCACCACACCAGCAACAGCAGCAGCAGCAACGGCAGCAGUAGAGGCUACUCAGUGCGGCUGGAGAGCAAGGCAGCCAGAGUGCUGGGGAUCCUGGUGUCUGUGUUCUUGGUCUGCCUGAUCCCGUACUACGUCUGCAUGAUGCUGACGGACGCCUUGGCCCAGUCGUACGACCGUGUGGUGAACACCCUGCUGACCCUCUUCUUCCUCAACUCCAUGGUCAACCCCGUGAUAUAUGCCCUGUUUUAUCCCUGGUUUAAGAAAAGCGUGAAGCUCAUUGUCACACUGGCAAUAUGCAGACUGGACUCUUCUUUCACUAACGUGUUAUCCAGUGAUUGA
Engraulis encrasicolus (European anchovy) is the source of this 483-nucleotide messenger RNA. Its product is annotated as trace amine-associated receptor 4-like. The coding region runs from base 1 to 483 and encodes 160 amino acids. The transcript is spliced from 2 exons. The record is from RefSeq and is a predicted model, not a curated record. Lineage: Eukaryota; Metazoa; Chordata; Actinopteri; Clupeiformes; Engraulidae. Gene Ontology annotation, cellular component: membrane. Gene Ontology annotation, biological process: G protein-coupled receptor signaling pathway. Gene Ontology annotation, molecular function: trace-amine receptor activity.